GUACAUGAAAGGCCGGUUUGCUAUAUUGUGAAGACUCGAGCGACAAAGCGCAUGCCACUUUCUCGCUUUCGUAAACUUACAUCAUUGUUAAUAAUUAAUAUUCGUAUUAAAUUGCAUAUUUAGAAAAUUUUUUCCCAAAUUCCGUCAUAUCUGCCGUAAUUAUCUUAACUUAAAAACCAUGAAACCGCCUCAUUGGAACAAAAUUAGGCAUGUGUCUGUUUUCUGCAUCCCACAGCUCGAUAAUCACGAAAUAAAACCCGGCAAGAGUCUGAAAGUAAACAUUAGCGUUCCUAAUCUACGUCUUUUCGUGGGGAACAUACCAAAGUCAAAAGGCAAAGAGGAGAUCUUGGAGGAAUUUGGUAAAUUAACAGCUGGCCUGACAGAGGUGAUUAUCUACAGUUCACCAGAUGACAAAAAGAAGAAUAGAGGUUUUUGCUUUUUGGAAUACGAAUCUCACAAAGCAGCUUCCUUAGCCAAGCGAAGAUUAAGUACUGGACGUAUUAAAGUUUGGGGAUGUGAUAUUAUUGUUGAUUGGGCCGAUCCUCAAGAGGAACCAGACGAACAAACCAUGUCCAAAGUGCGUGUACUUUACGUACGAAAUUUGACGCAAGAUUGUUCUGAAGAAAAACUGAAGGAAAGCUUUGAACAAUAUGGCAAAAUUGAGCGAGUGAAAAAAAUCAAGGAUUAUGCAUUUAUACAUUUUGAAGAUAGAGAUAAUGCUGUUAAGGCAAUGAACGAAUUAAAUGGUAAGGAAAUGGGUGGAUCCCACAUAGAAGUUUCAUUGGCAAAACCACCAUCCGAUAAAAAGAAGAAGGAAGAGAUGUUGCGCGCCAGGGAAAGACGAAUGAUGCAAAUGUUACAAGGCAGAGGCGGUGGAUCUCCUUCUCAUCCGAGCAUGAUGGGAGGUCCAAUGCCAGUUCGUGGGCCCGCACAGGGACCUCGGGGUACUGGUGCAGGUAUGCGUGGACAGAUGGGACGAGGCGAUUAUGAUUAUGAUUACGACUAUUACGGUUAUGGGGAUUAUCGAGGUGGCUACAGUGAUCCCUAUUACGAUGACUAUUAUCGAUAUGAAGAUUACUAUUUCGAUUAUGCGCCGCCUCCGCCGCCUGCCAGAGGGAGAGGCAGGCAGCCUCAACCGGCUGGUCGUGGCCGUGGAGUAGUGCCACGUGGCCGAAUCGGUGGCCCGCAAGCCCGUGGGCCAGUCAGGGGGGGACGCAACCCCGCAGCUUCAGGGGCCCGUGGGGUCCAGCGGCUGGCCGCUCGUGGGGGGGUCCGCGCCAAGGGAAGUUUACCAGGUGAGGAUGCAGGUAAACGAAAAUUUGACGGGGGUCACCAGAACCAGGGGGAAUCUAAGCGUCGCUUCCAGAGCAAUUGGGGAAACCAGCCCCUUGCCCAACAACCACUGGGCAAUGCAUAUGGAUUGGCGAGUGUAAAUGGUGGCAGUGGUGGUGGUGGCGGUGACAUAGCUUUCGGAAGUAGAGCCGGCACACUCGGCGGUGUUUCCGGCGACGAUCACGAAUGGUAUCAAGACUCUUACCAGUCGUGGAGCUAACUUCUGCAAUCCUGUGAGUGAUAAAAAAAUAUGCACGAACAAAUGCAUGAUAAACGAAGUGAGAAACAAAAAACAUAAAAUAUAAGGGAAAAAAAUAAAAUAAAAUCAGACUGACGAAACGUAGAGGGGGGGGGAGGGGGAACUCGAGAUGAAGGGAAGGAAAGAGAUCAUCCAUUUGUAUUAUUAUCGCUCUUAAUCGAAUUCAAAUAAUGUAAAUGUUUUUUCAUAUUAAUGAUACGCAGCAACUGUAUUCUGCGCCACCACCAUCGCCCACUGUUAUUGUGAUUAUGUACAGUGAUGUGCCACUGAGACUAAUUAUUAUAUCGGAGUGUGACCACCCACCCACCCCGUACUAUUAUUAUUAUUAUGAUACUAAUACUAAUCUAAGUACCACUACUGCAUUGUCACAUUGUUUACUGCCAAGUGAUGAAGAUCAGCGAUGUUGACAUAGGGAUUGUGAUGGCUUGUAUUAGUUAAGAGAACUCAUGGAAGCCUGCGGUUUAUUACGCGAUGACUAGAUGUUUUGAAUCUAUGUGACGAAGCAUGUGUGUUAGAUAGGACGAAAUAAAUAGGGAGAAAAACGGAGAAGUUACAAACGAAAGAUAGAAAUUGAAAAGAUGGAAGUUCAACUUUGAAGAAAUAGAAAAUGUAGGUAUAGACAAGCAGAAAACGCAGGGCGAGAAUGCGAUAUUUAGUAAAUAUGCGAGAGAGAGAGAGAGAGAGAGAGAGAGAGAGAGAGAGAGAGAGAGAGAGAAAUUGUUUUUAAACGGAAUGUGUCUGUGUGUGUGUAUUUGUGCGUGGAGCGCGCCAAAGCGUGCCACAAGACCUUCUAUUGUUGGUCUAUAAAUGUGUACAGUGAAACUAUUAUUAUUAAGAGUCACACAGGCAAAGUUUUGUGAAAGUAGAGAGUAUGAAACGAGUUGCAACGGUUCUGCGAAUGUCUCCUAAAUUAGGUUUUGGUUACAGUCAUGCCAGGGUUCUAUUGGAUAAGAAAAAGGAAAAUGGAAAAAAAGAGUAUUGCUCACAAUCGAGAGAAAACCCACUUGUACAGUAAAUUUUUCAAUGACAGUAUCCAAGUAGCAAGGCAAACUCGGAUCUAAAUUAUAAU
Messenger RNA from Atta colombica, 2660 nucleotides. RefSeq names its product heterogeneous nuclear ribonucleoprotein R. The transcript is spliced from 8 exons. Gene Ontology annotation, cellular component: ribonucleoprotein complex; nucleus. The record is from RefSeq and is a predicted model, not a curated record. The coding region runs from base 179 to 1552 and encodes 457 amino acids. Gene Ontology annotation, molecular function: mRNA binding. Lineage: Eukaryota; Metazoa; Arthropoda; Insecta; Hymenoptera; Formicidae.